AUGGGGCAUUCGGCAUCCACCGAUCUCCCGCACGGGUCCGAGUCACCCUCACCAAGCAGCUUGUUGUGGGUGAAAGUUCGGGCCGGAAGCAAAGUACAGACCCCGACUACCCUCAAUGGGGACAACAUCUUGAAGAUCUGUCGCUGGCUGCAGGGCAAACCUCACAGCUGGCGGAUGUAUGUGACCAUUUCCGUGGGUCGCGGUCAGGGGCAGACGGAAAUCGCGCAUGUUCAAGGAGAUGCCAGUGAGGUGUGUUUCAACCACACCCCCAUCCCCUUCACCUUGGAAGACAUCGUGGCACACGAGAGUGGCUUGGGGCCGAGGGCCACCUCAUCAGCCGCCAUGUCCUUAGCCUCCACCCUGUUGGAUCGUCGCAUCCCCGAGAUGACCAUCAAGGUCUUCCGGGUGAGGCGUCUAUGCCAAGAUGCCCUGGUGGGGAUGGCACGCUUGCCCAUUAGCACCACGGAAUUGGCAGGCACAAGUCGCGAUCACACCAUCUCUUUGGAGAAUGGCUGUGGCACCAUCACAGUGAGGUGUUCCUUCAACUGUUCCGUGGCGGAUUUGCCAAACCUCCAAAGCGUCCUGGCGUAUCCCAAGCGUCACUCCUUGGCGAAGUUCGCGCAGGCAUUAGCGCAAUUGUUGCAAGGUGAGGAUGGUUUGGAACUCCUAAGACGUGCCCUGCCUCCGGCCAUCCACGUCACCGCAGAGAAUUCCAAGGAGGGAACGGCGGUGAUGCAGAGCUUUCUGGUGUCCCUGUGCAACCAGGUCAGCAUGCUCUCAGAGGACGAGAGCGAUGCAGAGGUCAUGCAGCGCCUGGCUCCGUUGUCGCGCAGCAUCCAGGAUUUCAUCGCAUCGUACACCAGCUCGGAUUCUGACGUGGCAGAUCUCACAGAACGCUGGCUCUGCGAGACCUUCUCCCUCUGCGCGCGGAAGGCUGGGAAUGGACGGAAGCUCGCGUCGAUGAACCACUACAUGAUCAAGGAGUUCUUGAGGAAGGGAGAACAAUACCCCGGGUUGGAUCAUUUGGUCCCUAUCGACCCCGAUGGUCAUUACAUCCAGGACUGGGUGAAUAGCCCACUGCCCGUGAGACGGGACUAUGUUCCGCACGAAGCGAUACUGGGCAAGGGCAUGUUUGGCACGGUCUGGCGGGCCAUGGAUUCGCGGUCCGGACAGUGGUACGCGGUGAAGAAGAGCCAUACCUAUCGACAGGCCACUGUGGCAAGGGAGCGAGAAGUCACCAAUCACGUGCUGAUGAAUCCGCACCCAUUUAUUGUGCAGAUUUUUGGCAACCACUUCAUCGAGAGUGGAACUGGCUUCUCUUCCUUGGUCAUGGAGUUUUGUGCAGGGGGUGAUCUUCAGGACAAAGUGAAUGCAGGUCACCUACUCGGCGAGUAUCAUUUGCCGAAAGAGGCGUUGACGUGGCUCGCUGAGAUCUUCCUUGGUCUCGAACACUUGCAUUUGGUCCUGAGCACUCUGCAGCGCGACCUGAAGCCGCGGAAUGUGGUGUUCUCACGCAGUGGCCGGGCGAAGCUGACGGAUUUCGGAAUGGGUCGAAUAGGCCUGAUUUCAUCCGGGGAGUUCACCCUGCAGAAUUGUCCGCCGGGAAGUCCCGCGUAUGUCGCGCCCGAAGUGGUGCUUCAGAAACCAUACGACUACAAAGCGGACAUCUAUUCGUUCGGCGUGGUAUGUUGGAACGUGCUGACUGGUGGAAUCAAGGAUGCUGCAGGAGACUGGUCCACACCGUGCUACCCCUUCUCUGCACACAACUUCACCAAGUUGGCAAACAACUAUCGCCUGUUGGACAAGUAUGUGAAGACUCCGUUGAGGCAUUCAGCGCGGCCCAUGCCCAGCGAGGAGGCCGGGGAACUAGUGCUGGCCUUGACGAAGCCGGACCCGGAUCAACGAUUGGAUCAUGGCAAAAUCCGGACGACCCGCUUCAUGUCACACUUGCAAUUGCCCCCGGCAGAAGCCCGGCGGUCGCAAAUCGAAGAGUGGCUUUGCUCUCGACACGCCAAUUCGUAG
This is a messenger RNA of Cladocopium goreaui, 2022 nucleotides long. The record is from the annotation of a GenBank genome assembly. Lineage: Eukaryota; Dinophyceae; Suessiales; Symbiodiniaceae.